ACACUUGCUUCAUAGAGUUAGCUCUCUUUAUAAAGAUUAAGCGAGAUAUGAUUAAGCGAGACAAAGAGGAAAUAGCUUCGAGAGUCCAUUACCCUGUAAGGUCCUGCUAUACGCGCAGUAAACUGUCGAAAACAUGACUUCACAUCUGUCGUCGUCUCAUCGGAAACAAUUGUCCACUUGGCUGGGAGGAAACAAACAGUUCAAACUCCUCUACAGCACUGCAACUGAUGAAUGUGGAGCCUCUGCAUUCCACUCCAAAUGUGACAACUUAGGAGCAACUGUGACGGUUGCACGUAAUACCGCUGGAUGGGUGUUUGGAGGCUACACCAAUGUAAGCUGGGGUGUAACGUCGUCUUCUUAUUCCUACGAUGACAGAGCAUUUCUCUUCAGGCUUGACAGAGAUGGAUCUUUUCAACCCAAGAAGUACAGGCUAAAAGAUGAACACGAAAAAAGGGCGAUAUGCCAGAAAUCAUCUUGUGGUCCUUAUUUUGGUGAAGACCUACUUUUUUUAAAUGAGGGUCCUUAUCAGAAGAAAGAUGGGUUUUUCCCAUGUAAAACAGCAAGUAAACACGGGGCGGACUAUGACAUGGCUGGCGACACAGCAACAGAUUUCACAGGGAAUGAUCUCGAGCUGUCGGCAAUUGAUGUUUACAAGGUCCAAGACGCAAAUGUGGAGUUCGAUGAUCCGUGGCGAAACAUCGGCAAUGCAGACCACGGGAAGUUGAUGACACAACUUGAGAGAUACUGUCCCGUGGAAGAGGCGAAACUGGACCAUGUCAAUCUGUUGCUUGUGGGUGCAGUAGGAAGUGGCAAAUCGAGCUAUUUCAACACCAUCAACUCAAUGUUCAAAGGUCACGUGACUGGUCAGGCGAGGAGUGGUAGUACCACACACAGUCUCACGCAAGGGUUCAAGGUUUACAAAGUGAGGUCGAAGUCUGGCACGCCGCUGAAGUUCCGUCUGUGUGACACACGAGGAUUGAAGGGGGACAAUGGGAUGAAGCCCGAGGAUCUGGUGGCAUUUCUCGAUGGACACGUUGAGAAUGGAUUUCAGUUUAACCCAUUAACCAAGUUGGGUCCAGAGACAAGAGGCUACAGGAAAUCUCCAUCUUUUGAAGACACAGCUCACUGUGUUGUGUUCGUCGUUGACGCCUCUACUGUGGACGUAUUUUCGGACAAGAUCCUAGAGGUUGUGAAAGAGUUUCAGGAAUCUGCAAAUGCUCGAGGUGUGCCUCAGGUUGUUCUGCUGACCAAGGUGGACAAGGUCUGUCCUGUUCUGGACAAAGACUUGUCGGGUCUCUUCAAAACCAUCACCGUGUCUGAUCUCGUUGACACGGUUGCCCAGAUGUUUGGUAUCCCGCGGAGCUGUGUUCUGCCAAUCAAGAACUAUGAGAAGGAAACAGAACUUGAUGUACGCGUGGAUGUUCCAGCUCUGCUGAGUCUCCAACAGAUUCUGCGUCUGGCAGAUGAUUAUCUGUAUUAUCAUGUCGAUCAAAAUGAUAACUGAAAUGUAUACCGUUCC
This is a messenger RNA of Haliotis rubra (blacklip abalone), 1519 nucleotides long. RefSeq names its product interferon-induced protein 44-like. The transcript has 7 exons. Lineage: Eukaryota; Metazoa; Mollusca; Gastropoda; Lepetellida; Haliotidae. The record is from RefSeq and is a predicted model, not a curated record. Bases 134 to 1504 code for a protein of 456 amino acids.